CGUCACGUGUUCAGAGGAAACCGGAAGUGGCGGACUCAUCUUCUUGCUCUCCAAAACAAAAACACCUCUGAGCCUGUUGUCGUUUUACAGCCGUGACAGGAGCAUCACGGGAGAAUAAGGAGCCAGAGGGGAAACAUGAAGUAGCGGAGUUAGCUUCACAGUUAGCAUUAGCGUCAGAUUAGCUGGUUAGCUUCGUUAGCUCCUAGCUCCCCGCUCCAUGGCGUCCUCCUCCUCAGCGGGACUCCCACCGCGGGGACCGGACCGCGCUGCUGCUUCGGCCUCCGGGGGGAGGCCGCCAGUCCGGCCCCACCACCCCCACCCGGCUCACUCCGCCCCGGGCUGUGUGAUGGCGGAGUCGGUGGACGACGCGGAGGGUCUGUACGUGGCGGUGGAGCGGUGCCCGCUGUGCAGCACCUCCCGCCGCAGGCUCACCUGCGCCCGCUGCGUCCAGGCCGGAGACUUCGUGUACUUCGACGGGAGGAACGCUGAAAGAUACGUAGAAAAGUUGGAGCGGCUGAAGACGCUGAAGGAAGAAAAGGAGCAGCUGCAGCAGAGAGUCACGCAGGCCAUGGACAGGAAGCUGCAGGCCGACGAGGUGAAGUGGAAGAUCAUGUCGUGUAAGAUGAAGAUCGAGCAGCUGAAGGAGGCGGUCGCCGGGAGCAACGAGGAGGUGACGAGCGAUAAGGACGUCCUCCUGCGCUCUCAGGAGGAGGGGCAGCGGCUGCAGCGCCGGGCCGGACGCCACCAGGAGAAACGGGACAAGAUCGAGCGUCACAACCGGCGGCUGGGCGAGCUGCUGGAGAGACGCAGCCGCGAGCUGCAGAGCAGACUGGGCCAGCUGGCGGCUCUGAGGCGAGACCACAUCCUGGAGCUGACCACCCACAUCUUCCCCACGCAGGAGGAGAAGCAGGGCAGCAGAGACCCCGCAGACGUGGUGGCGGAGUGCGACCCCGCGCUGACCUCCAGCACGGUGAGCGAGCUGGCCGAGGCUCGGAGGACCACCUACCUGUCGGGACGUUGGAUCUGGGACGACCAGAACGGAGAGACCAGCAUCAGCAUCACCGGACCGCCCGUCACGCUGCCCAGCAACGGGGACUGCUCCGCCUACUACAGCUGGGUGGAGGAGAAGAGCACCAAUCAGGGCCCAGAGUUGGACCACAUCAACCCGGCCCACACCAUCAGCGCCGCGCUCUGCUACGCCACGCAGCUCGCCACCAUCCUGUCUCACAUCCUGGACGUCAACCUGCCCAAGAGGCUCUGCAACAGCGAGUUCUGCGGAGAGAACCUGAGCCGGUACCGCUUCACCAGAGCUCUGAGCAAACUCAACACCAACAUCCUGCAUCUCUGCUUCUCACAGCACGUCGACAGUGAGAAGCUCCACCCUCAUCACACUCUGAGGAACAUCAUGUUUCUGGUUUCCCCCGACAACAACAACCUGGGCAGGACGGGUCCGUUUGAGGUGAGCGCCGACCUGGAGGAGUCAAUGGAGUUUGUGGAGCCGGAGGCCGCGGGGCCGGCGGAGGAGAGCGGGGACGAGGCGGUGACGGACGAGGAGACGGACCUGGGGACGGACUGGGAGACGGUGCCUAGCCCACGAUUCUGUGACAUCCCAUCACAGCCCAUGGAUCUUUCCCAGAGUGCUUUGCAGGUUUCCCAGCCCUCCGCCAACACUGGAGGGAUGAUCUCGUCUGCCGCCGCCUCGGUCACCUCCUGGUUCAGAGCUUACACCGGCCAGCGCUGAUCAGGACCGGACCGGUUCAGACCUGGACCCCUGCAGGACUGGGACUUUUGGUUUGGAGAAGGACCGGUCUGAGAGGUCAGAGGUCAGCAGCUCUGACCAGCCAAUCAGACGACUGUACAUUUUAAAAUUUUCAGACAGGUGACUUGAACCUGUCUCACCUGCUGGAGACACAAACUGUCCACGGGCGCUGAGAUCAGCGGGUCAGACCGCCAGAGCGGACUGAGACCCGCGGCCGGUCUCUCGUCCUCCAGUCGCUCAGAUCAAAAACUCUGAUCAGGAUCAUAGAUCAGAAUCAGGACCUUCAAUAUCUGGAUCAGGUUCUUGUCGUUAUGAGGUCAGACUCCACCCGUCUGUCUCUCUCUGUCUCUGUCUGUCUCUCCCUCCUCCGUCUGUCUCUCCCUCCUCUGUCUGUCUCUCUCUCUCUCUCUGUCUGUCUCUCCCUCCUCCACCCGUCUCUCUCUUUCUGUCUG
Messenger RNA from Micropterus salmoides (largemouth bass), 2211 nucleotides. RefSeq names its product beclin 1-associated autophagy-related key regulator-like. The transcript has 11 exons. Bases 218 to 1741 code for a protein of 507 amino acids. Gene Ontology annotation, cellular component: extrinsic component of omegasome membrane; mitochondria-associated endoplasmic reticulum membrane contact site; extrinsic component of phagophore assembly site membrane. Gene Ontology annotation, biological process: cellular response to starvation; mitophagy; autophagosome assembly. The record is from RefSeq and is a predicted model, not a curated record. NCBI's taxonomy places the organism in Eukaryota, Metazoa, Chordata, Actinopteri, Centrarchiformes, Centrarchidae.